AUGAAUAAAACAACCGCAAUCUUUUUUUUCGUUUUAUUCUUAUCAAUUGCAAAUAUUGCCGAUGCCGGCCCAAUCACUUAUAUUCUUUGCCAAACUGCGUGCAACGCAGGAUGGGUUUCGUGCUAUGCUGCAGCCGGAUUGGUGGCUGGAACUGUAACUGGAGGGCUUGGUGCGCCUGCUGCAGCAAUAUUAUGCAAUGUUGCCCAAGGAGCUUGUAUGGCGGCUUGCGCCGCAAGCUUUUUAACCCCAACACCAUAG
Molecule: messenger RNA, 258 nt
Organism: Scutellospora calospora
Lineage: Eukaryota; Fungi; Glomeromycota; Glomeromycetes; Diversisporales; Gigasporaceae
Source: the annotation of a GenBank genome assembly